This is a messenger RNA of Cannabis sativa, 5130 nucleotides long. RefSeq names its product mediator of RNA polymerase II transcription subunit 23. Bases 93 to 4901 code for a protein of 1602 amino acids. The record is from RefSeq and is a predicted model, not a curated record. The transcript has 21 exons. Gene Ontology annotation, cellular component: transcription regulator complex; mediator complex. Gene Ontology annotation, biological process: regulation of transcription by RNA polymerase II; positive regulation of gene expression. NCBI's taxonomy places the organism in Eukaryota, Viridiplantae, Streptophyta, Magnoliopsida, Rosales, Cannabaceae.
AAUAAAUCAAAUAUAUUGUGGCUCGACUCGGUCGGCGAAAUUCGCCUAAACCCAGGGCAGUGUAACACCAUAGUUAUGCUCCGAACAAAAAAAUGGAUCAAAAUCAGAGACCUUCCUCAGCUUCAAGGGCUUACCAGUUCCACCCAGGCCGAGCCACCAUUAUCACUCUCUUUGACCUAUAUUUAGGAAAAAGUAGUCGCCAAAAACCUGAUGAUCAAUUUCGAGAACCUCCUAACAAGACACAAAAGCGUGUAGUCGCGCUUAAUCGAGAGCUAGCUCCUAGAAAUGAGCAGUUCCUUUCGGAUUUUGAACAAAUUCAGAGCCAGUUUUCUGAUCAAGAACAGCUGCGAGCUGUGACAGAAUCUGUUCUUAUAUCUUUGGUUGUGCAUUGUAGUGGACAUGUACCGCGAGCAGAAUUUCUUCUCUUUGCUUUACGUAGCUUGUGCAGUAUUGGUUAUAUUAACUGGGACACUUUUUUGCCAUCACUUCUUUCUUCAGUUUCUACUGCAGAAACGACUUUGGGUCAGGGGAGUCAAACAGUUGCUUCAGUUUCAUCACAGCCUGCGGUGCUUCCAUCGUCGAAUGCAAUCUCCAAUUCAUCUAAUUUUCAGUCUUCAAAUCCUGCCUCUCCAUUACCUUCUGUGCAUGGUAUCGGGUCUCCUGUUCAAUCAUCUUUAGAACCAGCUCCUGGUGCAAAUUUAUCACCAAUCAAAUCAUCUGAUAUUUCCUGUGUGAUACAACAGUCUUCAUCAAGGGUGAAUUCAUCUAUAAGGGAUAAUGCUAUUAGCAGUCUACGGCAACUCUGUUGCAAGAUUAUCUUAGCUGGUCUUGAAUUUAACCUUAAACCAGUGACUCUUGCUGACAUUUUUACUCAUAUGCUGAAUUGGCUGGUGAAUUGGGAUCAGAGACAACAGGGGAUUAAUGGAUCUGAUGGUUUCAAAUCGUGGAAACUUGACAAGGCUUUAAUAGAGUGGCUGCAUAGCUGCUUGGAUGUAAUUUGGCUUUUGGUUGAGGAGGAUAAAUGUCGAGUUCCCUUUUACGAGUUACUGCGCAGUGGCUUGCAGUUUAUAGAAAAUAUACCUGACGAUGAAGCCUUGUUUACGCUUAUUUUGGAGAUCCAUAGGAGGCGAGAUAUGAUGGCUAUGCACAUGCAAAUGUUAGAUCAACACCUUCAUUGCCCUACAUUUGGAACUCAACGGAUUUUUUCACAGAUUAUUCCCAAUAGUCCAGGUGAACCAGUAGCAGGCUUGAGAUAUUCACCAAUUACAUAUCCAAGUGUACUUGGAGAACCAUUGCAUGGAGAGGAUAUUGCAACUUCCAUUCAGAAAGGAAGUUUGGACUGGGAGAGAGCUUUGCGUUGUAUAAGACAUGCAUUUCGCACCACUCCAUCUCCCGAUUGGUGGAAGCGUGUGUUGGUUGUCGCUCCUUGCCAUAAGCCUCAAGCUCAAGCACCUACUCCGGGUGCUGUUUUCAGUUCUGAAAUGAUUUGUGAGGGAACAGUUGAAAGAUUUGUUGAGCUCUUGAAGCUUACUAAUUCAGAUAUCAAUUGCUGGCAAGAGUGGCGUGUUUUUUCGGAUAUAUUCUACUUUCUUAUUAAAAGUGGGUGCAUUGACUUUGUUGAUUUUGUGGACAAAUUAGUUUUACGUCUCACAGAGGGAGGUGACCACCAUAUUCUUAGAACAAAUCACGUGACGUUGCUAAUAGCAGAAAUUAUCCGAGUUGAGCUUGUGAUCAAUGCUUUGAAUAAUGAUGCUAGAAAGGUGGAGACGACAAGAAAGAUUAUGUCUUUUCAUAGAGAAGAUAGGAGUUCUGACCCUAAUACUCCUCAUGGGAUCUUGCUUGACUUUAUAAGCAGUUGCCAGAAUUUGCGCAUUUGGUCAUUAAACACAUCUACCAGAGAAUAUUUAAACAGCGAGCAGCUUCAGAAAGGAAAACAAAUAGAUGAAUGGUGGAGGCAGUCAAGCAAAGGAGACCGUAUGAUGGAUUAUAUGAAUAUGGAUGAUAGGUCUAUUGGAAUGUUCUGGGUUGUGACUUACACCAUGGCGCAACCAGCUUGUGAAACAGUAAUGAAUUGGCUGUCUUCGGCUGGAGUUACAGAACUAUUACCAGGAUCAAGCCUACAGGCAAAUGACAGGUUAAUGGUUAUGCGGGAAGUAAGUCCACUGCCAAUGUCACUGUUAUCGGGCUUCUCCAUGAACAUGUGUUUGAAGCUGGCAUAUCAAAUGGAAGAAUCAUUGUUUUCUGGACAGGUUGUACCAAGCAUUGCACUGGCUGAAACUUAUACACGACUACUGCUUCUUGCACCACAUUCCUUAUUUCGCUCUCAUUUCAGUAAUUUAGCGCAAAGGAACCCAUCAGUAUUGAGCAAGCCUGGGGUUACUCUUUUGUUGCUUGAAUUGAUGAACUACCGUUUGCUUCCACUUUACAGGUACCAAACCAAAUGCAAAGCCUUAAUGUACGAUAUUACGAAAAUAAUUUCUGCACUCAAAGGGAAACGUGGAGAACAUCGUACAUUUAGGUUGGCUGAAAACUUGUGCAUGAACCUUAUUUUGUCCUUGAGGGACUUUUUCUUGGUGAAAAGAGAAGGGAAGGGUCCAACUGAAUUUACAGAAACAUUGAACCGAAUAACUGUCAUUACUUAUGCUAUUAUGAUUAAAACGCGUGGAAUUGCUGAUGCUGAUCACCUGCUUUAUCUUCAAACCAUGGUUGAACAAAUAAUGGGAGCUAGUCAGCAUACAUGGUCUGAAAAAACACUGCGCCAUUUCCCAUCUGUCCUUCGUGAUGCUGUGAUUGGCCGAUUGGAUAAGAGGAGCCUUGCAAUUCAAGCAUGGCAACAGGAAGAAACCACUGUGCUUAAUCAAUGCACUCAACUUCUUUCUCCAUCAGCUGAUCCUACAUAUGUAAUGACCUAUAUCAAUCAUAGUUUUCCUCAACAUCGACACUACCUAUGUGCUGGUGCGUGGAUACUGAUGCAAGGGCAUCCUGAAAAUAUUAACAGUGGUAACUUGGCACGCGUCUUGAGAGAGUUUUCCCCUGAAGAGGUGACAGCAAACAUCUACACAAUGAUAGAUGUGCUACUUCACCACAUUCAGUUGGAACUUCAGCAUGGACACUCCUUACAGGAUCUUUUACUGAAAGCUUGUUCAAACCUGGCAUUUUUUGUUUGGAUCCACGAAUUACUUCCUUUGGAUAUUUUGCUUUUGGCACUUAUUGACCGUGAUGAUGAUCCUCACGCUUUGCGUAUCGUGAUUGCUCUGCUUGAUAGGCAAGAACUUCAACAAAGAGUGAAAUUAUACUGUAUGAAUCGCGGACCUUCUGAGCAUUGGCUUUAUUCGGGAAUUUACAAGAGAAAUGAUUUGCAAAAGGCCUUGGGGACUCAUCUUUCUUGGAAGGACAGGUAUCCCACAUUCUUCGAUGAUAUUGCCGCACGUUUACUUCCAGUCAUUCCGUUAAUAGUUUAUAGACUUAUUGAAAAUGAUGCCAUUGACUCAGCGGAUCGAAUUCUGGCCAUGUAUUCACCAUUUCUUGCUUAUCACCCCCUAAGAUUUUCAUUUGUUCGUGACAUUCUUGCAUAUUUCUAUGGCCAUCUUCCUGGAAAGCUCAUAGUUCGAAUCCUGAAUGUACUUGAUCUAAACAAGAUCCCAUUUACGGAAUCAUUUCCACAACAUAUCAGCUCAGCAAAUCCUGUUAUGUGCCCACCUCUUGAUUAUUUUGCAACUCUUUUGCUGGGACUAGUAAAUAAUGUUAUACCCCCAUUACAUAGCAGCUCAAAAUCAGGAUCACUGGGUGAGAAUUCUAGUACUUUGUUGCGCAAGAACCAGGCAACAUCUCAGUCUGGGCAAUCAAAUGCUUCUGAUAGCCAAAGAGCUUUUUAUCAAAUCCAAGAUCCUGGCACAUAUACUCAAUUGGUCCUUGAAACAGCAGUGAUUGAGAUUCUCUCUCUCCCAGUAUCUGCAUCCCAAAUUGUAUCGUCACUUGUACAAGUUAUUGUUAAUAUUCAAGCAACACUUGUUCAAUCCAACGGACUGCAUGGAACACCAAAUAGUGUUGGACAAGGCUCAGUCUUACCAACCUCACCUUCCGGGGGAAGCACAGAUUCAUUGGGAGCAAGCAGAUCUACUCCUUCAGUUUCAGGAAUAAAUACCUCAAACAUGGUCUCCAGAAGUGGUUAUAGCAGUCAACAACUGUCUUGCUUAAUGAUUCAAGCUUGUGGUCUGUUGUUGGCCCAACUUCCUCCUGAUUUUCACAUACAACUUUAUAUAGAGACAUCAAGAAUUAUAAAAGAAACUUGGUGGCUUACUGAUGGGAAGAGAUCACUUGGAGAACUAGACUCCGCUGUUGGCUACGCCUUAUUAGAUCCAACAUGGGCUGCUCAAGAUAAUACCUCAACAGCAAUAGGUAACAUAGUUGCUUUGCUUCAUUCGGUUUUCAGUAACCUUCCACAGGAAUGGCUGGAAGGGACCCACAUCAUCAUCAAACAUCUCAGGCCAGUGACAUCUGUUGCAAUGCUGAGAAUAGUGUUCCGCAUAAUGGGUCCAUUGCUCCCGAGACUUGCCAAUGCUCACUCGCUUUUUAGUAAGACCCUUUCAUUGCUGCUGAGUACAAUGGUGGAUGUCUUCGGAAACAAUGCACAACCAUCAAACCCGGCUGAAGCAUCAGAAAUAAUAGAUCUAAUUGACUUUCUUCAUCAUGUUGUUCAUUAUGAAGGGCAGGGAGGGCCUGUGCAAUCUAGUAGCAAGCCUCGACCCGAAGUUUUGGCCAUUUUUGGAAGAGUAUUGGAAACUCUACAUCCCGAUGUACAACAUCUUCUUUCCCACUUGAGACCGGAUAUAAACUGUUCGAUUUAUGCUGCUACUCAUCCUAAGCUGGCCCAGAAUCCAUCACAAAACUCUCUUACCUAAUAUAGACGACGUUGUAGUUUACUUAGAACCGGUAGCAAUGUCAAAUAUCAGGUUAGUUUGUCUCACCAGAGUUCUUCACUUCAUAUCACUCUCCUUGCCCAAGAUUAAUUUUCAUUAUAUCGGUAAGCUUCUGCUUUGGAAACAUGAAUAGAAGAACUCAUCCUUGCAUAAUUUUUAUUUUUCUUUUAUUUAUAAAAAGAAAAAAAAGUGACCAAGAUUGAUUUGUGAA